AUGGGCCUCGACAUGGAUGUUCCCGAGUUGCUGCUCCCUCGAGAUAUAGGUACUUGCACUACAGGCAAGCUAUGGUAUGUCUGCACGGCGGGAGGCUUUCGUGGGUGCUGCUCAAGCGACCCGUGCACAAUAGGCAUAUGUCCAGAUAAUGACUCCUCCUCGGCCACCUUCACAACAGCGUCGUCGGACACAUCAUCGCAAACGACAGCUGGGACUGAUAAUCGCGUGACGGCGAAAACAACAACAACUUCGGCUAUUACCACGCCGACAGAAACACUUACUGUCUCAUCGGCUGAUUCAUCGACAACAAUAUCUGUUUCCACGGCUUCUUCUACAAUUACUGACUCGUCCACCUCAGGGGCCAGUGGUGCCACUGCGUUAUCUUCCUUGCUGGCCACUUCAUCCAGCACUCCCACCAGCAUCCCGAAAGCGGCAUCAUCUAACCGCGGAGCAAUAAUCGGCGGGGUGCUGGGAGCUGUUGUAGCUCUGGCGCUGUUUGCUAUUCUUAUUUUCUGGCGGAGAAGAAAGCAACACAAGCACGAGAAACGUUCAACGGUCAACUCAUGUUACCUAUACCGGAAACACCGAGCAGCAGGAUCUGGAAUGAAAGGUCCGCUGUCACCAUGCGACAGCGAAGCUAGUAGAUCACCAACCUCCAGCAGCGUCUCACCGAGCAGCACAGCGAACACACACCCAAGCGUUCUCACCCCAAACUUAACCCUCAACUCCUCCUCACCUCAUCUCAUCUCACACUCACCACAGAAACUCCCCACGCCACCAAUACCACCCCUCGCAAACACAAACGAGCUCUACGCCUCCAUCCCCCCACGCAUAGGACUCACCCCCGAGCUCAGCGACACAGGCUUCUACCGACUACGCGCUGAACUCGCUUCAAAUUCGCAAAGCGAGCUGAUCAACGUCCCCGUGAACCAACGCCGCCGCCAGCAAAAUUCUAUCAGAACCAGAGCAGGCCCGAGAGCGUGGGAGUCGCCGUCUCUGGCGUCGAUAGCAGCUAGUCCGCGCGCGAGCCCGGUUAGGGAAACAGCGAAUGCGCAGAGCGGGUACGGCGAUGGAAGUGGGGGCUUGGUGAAUGCCGUUGGGCGGGUCGUUACCUCUGAGGGAAUCGUGCUGGGCGCGAAUCUAGAUCGGUAUUCGAAUGGGCUGGAGAUUGGGGAUGCGCUUGUGAGGGAGAGGGGGAGGUCCGCUGAGCGUGAGCCGGAUAGGGAUCAUGUUUUGAGCUUUAUGCAGUAUGGGGAGGGAUCACGGGGUGGUUCGGAUGGGCUUGGGAUUAGGGGUGCUCUGCCUUUGGAUGAUAAUGAUGUGAUGAGGGAUCGUGGUGUGGAUGGGCUGGGGCAUGGGGCUGAUGAGGUUAUUUUGGAUGUGGAUAUCCCGCCUGCUUAUGAGACGAAUGAGCGGCCUGUCCAGCCUGAGAUACAGUCGCCGGCUAGGAGGAUGGGGAUGAGCUUGAGGGGGGUUUGA
Molecule: messenger RNA, 1479 nt
Organism: Penicillium soppii
Lineage: Eukaryota; Fungi; Ascomycota; Eurotiomycetes; Eurotiales; Aspergillaceae
Exons: 2
Coding region: 1-1479 (492 amino acids)
Source: RefSeq, a predicted model, not a curated record